CUCAAGGCCGUCGCCAUGCAGACGUGAUGCCAAAGGGAAACCCAGUGACUGUCUCCCCUUCGCUUUGUUAUCAAUGCCCAGUAUUGAUCUUCCCGUCGCUUCCUGUCAGCUAUAGCGUGGCAUCGACUGGCUUCCAAUGUUGGCGUGCUGCAGGGCAGUCCUACGCUCUGAGCCAGCCAAGCUGGGAGGUCCAACAUCGACGACCGCAGUCGCACAGCGCCAGCAGGAAGAGCGCUAGUUUCACCCGAACAUGGACCCAGAACAAAACACUUCGGAGCACGACGAGGGAUCCUACCAGUGAUGGUUAAAACAGUCUAAGUUUCUGGAUCCAGUCAGGUGAGGUUUAGUUUUGGGCCGAUGAAGGGCGAGGAUCCGGCUGUCAGGAUGGAGCGGCUCAGCCCGCCGCAGCCAAAGGAACGGGCUCAGAACGUCACAGAGAAAGUCACGCAGGUGCUUUCUUUGGAGUCGGACGUUCUGCCAGAAUACAAACUCCAGGUUCCAGAAACAACAUGGUGGAUCCUGCUGCAUUACAGCCCCUUCAAGGCCUUUUGGGACUGGAUCAUUCUGCUGCUGGUCCUCUACACGGCCGUUUUCACCCCGUACUCGGCCGCCUUCCUGUUGGACGAACAUGGUAACCCGCGGCAAAGACGAUGCGGCUACACGUGCAACCCUCUGAACGUGGCCGACCUCAUGGUGGACGUGCUCUUCAUCGUGGACAUAAUCAUCAACUUCCGCACCACGUAUGUGGACCACAAUGACGUCGUCGUCACACAGCCGAGCCGGAUAGCCAAGCAUUACACCAAGGGCUGGUUUCCGAUUGACAUGCUAGCAGCGACGCCCUUCGACCUUCUCAUUUUCAGAUCUGGAUCUGACGAGAUGGCCACCUUAAUCAGCCUGCUCAAAACGGCUCGGCUGCUGCGGCUGGUCCGCGUGGCCCGAAAGCUGGACCGAUACUCCGAAUACGGCGCCGUCCUCUUCUUGCUCAUGUGCACCUUUGUGCUCAUCGCCCACUGGCUCGCCUGCAUCUGGUACGCCAUCGGCUUCGUGGAGAGGCCGUACACGGAGACCGGCUGGCUGGACAACCUGGCUGAACAACUGGGGAAGGCGUACAACGAAAGUGACUCCAGCUCUGGGCCGUCGGUGAAGGACAAAUACGUGACGGCUCUGUACUUCACCCUGAGCAGUUUGACGAGCGUCGGGUUUGGGAACGUCUCGCCAAACACAAACUCCGAGAAGAUUUUCUCCAUCUGUGUCAUGGUCAUCGGCUCCCUCAUGUACGCCAGCAUAUUCGGAAAUGUGUCUGCGAUCAUCCAGAGGCUUUACUCCAGCACGACCCGCUACCACACCCAAAUGCUGCGGGUCAAAGAGUUCAUCCGCUUCCACCAGAUUCCCGGCGGCCUGCGCCAACGGCUGGAGGAGUACUUCCAGCACGCCUGGUCUUACACCAACGGCAUAGACAUGAAUGCUGUGCUGAAGGGAUUUCCAGAGUCGCUGCAGGCAGACAUCUGCUUGCACCUCAACCGCUCUUUGCUGCAGAACUGCAAGGCUUUCCAUGGAGGCAGUCAAGCUUGUCUGCGGACGUUAGCUCUGAGGAUCAGGACGGUCCACGCUCCUCCAGGGGACACGCUCAUCCACUAUGGAGACUUCCUGGACUCCCUCUUCUUCAUUUCCCGUGGCUCCAUCCAAGUCAUGAGGAACUAUGUUGUUGUGGGUUUAUUAGAAAAGAAUGACAUAUUCGGCGAGCCUAUCCACCUGUACGACGAACCGGGACGGUCCAAUGCAGACGUGUGCACCAUCACCUACUGCGACCUGCACCGCAUCCCCAGGGAAGACCUGCUAGAUGUGCUUGACAUGUACCCGAGUUUUGCUGACAACUUCUGGAGGAACCUGGAGAUCACCUACAACCUGCGAGAUACUGAUCAAAUUCCGCCAGUAAUAACCAACGAAUCUGGAGACGACAGUGAAUAUCGCCACAAAGCGCGACACCGAAUCCAUCCCCUCGACUGCAGAAUAAGACCAGAUGGAAUCGACCACGAAGACUCGUUCCCCCACCAGUCCUGCCACUGUUCGCCGCCUCAGGACGGCUGGGACGACCUCUGGAGCUCCUCCUGUUCCCAGUCCAGCGAGGAUCUGUCGAAGCCUCCCACUCCAACCACCGGAGCGAAUCCCGUUCCCACUGACGAUCCCAGACCGGUCCUCUUCCCCACUGACGAUCCCAGACCGAUCCACUUCCCCACUGACGAUCCCAGACCGAUCCCCUUCCCCACUGACGAUCCCAGACCGAUCCACUUCCCCACUGACGAUCCCAGACCGAUCCCCUUCCCCACUGACGAUCCCAGACCGAUCCACUUCCCCACUGACGAUCCCAGACCGAUCCACUUCCCCACUGACGAUCCCAGACCGAUCCCCUUCCCCAUUGAGGAUCCCAGACCAAUCCCCUUCCCCACUGCGGCCCCACAGGUGCCCCAGAGCGGAGCCUCGGUGGGGACGAACAUGGUGCUGAACCAGGGCCACCAAGCUUCAUCAUUGAAUCUGCCGGGAAUGUAUCGAUACUGGCCAGAUCAACAGCAGUUGUCCAAUCAGGUUUUACGAUCUUCUUCCACCGGUAAACCAAACCCGCCCCUGUUCCCAGAGGAAAGGCCCAGUGAGCUUGAGUCGCGACUCCAAGUCCUGCAGUCACAGCUCAACAGGCUGGAAACUCGAAUGACGGCUGACAUCAAUGUUAUCCUCCAGCUGCUACAGAGACAGAUGGCUCCAGGUCCCCCCGUUUACGGCAUCGUUUCCCCCAGUACGCUUCCCAUAGACUCCUCUGCUAUGUAUGGACCUGGGGCACCAGUACUGGACAGCAUAUACCCAGUUUCCCCAGUACAGAUGGACUGCAGGGCUUCCAAGCAGAGUUUGGACCAGAUAGAUGUGAAAUCCUCCAAAAAGUCCCAGGAGUCGUUGUCCAGCGGGAUCCACAUGACUGCAGCCUCUGACGACACGAUGUCCACGACUGUCACCCCCGACACCGACACUCACGCCGGUUUCACCCCCAAGAUACCACAGCAACUGCCCAGAUCGACCCUUGAACCCAACGUGAGCCUGUGUGGGACGGUCCGCUUCCCGUCUUUGCCGGUGAACCUGGACCUGACCUCAGAACCCGCCGAGAUCCAGAAACACACCUCAGACCCAGCGCUGCCCGUCUUCACCUGACCGGCCGGCUUCACCUGGACAGAACCAACAUAGUCUCAGGUUUUAUUUUGUUUUUUAACAGCUAUCAGGAAAAACAUGAAGCAAAAAUUACAUGCAGUGCCUUGCAAAGGUAUUCAUAGACUUUUCCACGUAUUUUCAUGUCUUAACCUCAAAUUUUAAUGGAUUUGAGAUUAUAUAAAACAUAAAAUCCAAUUUAACUACAAAAUUAAACAAAUGUAUGGUUUCCCAAUUAAAAAAAUAAAAGUAUUUCUCUACCAGCUUUACAUACCUGGAUAAGUUUCACCCUAUUCUUCUAUACAAAAAAUACAUAAAGCUGCUUUAAAAUAAAUGACAAAAAUAAAUAUAAUAAUAAUCAGAUCAUUUCCAUAUAUUCACUUCUAAAGUUAGCUGAUGUUAAUUCUAUUGCUAAUCUUGAUUGAUUGGGAACAAAUUUAAAGUGUGAAAAUCAUAUUUUAGAGUCUGCAAACAAAAACGUGAAGGAUAAAAAUAAAACAGCAGUGAGCAUUCCAUUUUUAAAAAUUUAAUUUAAUGAUUUUAAGACAUUUUUCUAGAUACUCCCUUAAAAGAAAACAAAACAAACAAAAAACGUCUGCUUUGGGAGGAUUUUACUGUUUCUAGGUUGACGAACAUGAAAGGGGCAAAAUAAUCAUAAGAUUUUGUUUCUUCUACUUGAUUCUUUUCUCAAUGACCAAAACUAUUUGUUUUAUUAUUUUUUCUGUUUUUACUUUUUGUCUUUUUGGAAUAAAUAACUAAAAAAUAUGA
Molecule: messenger RNA, 3957 nt
Organism: Poeciliopsis prolifica (blackstripe livebearer)
Lineage: Eukaryota; Metazoa; Chordata; Actinopteri; Cyprinodontiformes; Poeciliidae
Gene: kcnh6b
Product: potassium voltage-gated channel, subfamily H (eag-related), member 6b
Biological process (GO): potassium ion transmembrane transport; membrane repolarization during action potential; regulation of ventricular cardiac muscle cell membrane repolarization
Cellular component (GO): membrane
Molecular function (GO): inward rectifier potassium channel activity
Source: RefSeq, a predicted model, not a curated record